Egretta garzetta (little egret) is the source of this 2632-nucleotide messenger RNA. RefSeq names its product ornithine decarboxylase 1 (gene ODC1). Gene Ontology annotation, cellular component: cytoplasm. Bases 950 to 2332 code for a protein of 460 amino acids. Gene Ontology annotation, molecular function: ornithine decarboxylase activity. The record is from RefSeq and is a predicted model, not a curated record. Lineage: Eukaryota; Metazoa; Chordata; Aves; Pelecaniformes; Ardeidae. The transcript is spliced from 12 exons.
UGAGCACAAAUUGCCUUUCUUCUGGCAAGCUGCAGACGCUUUGCACACAACCCAAGUAGAAAUAUACGCUGGGAGGCUGCAGUUUGCAUCAGCGCGAUCACGCGCUGUCUGUAUUCUGCGUAAUCACACUCUGGUUAAAACUGUGCAAUCAGGUGGAGGUGGAAAGCUUGCAAGAACUUCUUAGCAAAGUCUGCUGUGGCCAGCAAAUAGGGAAAGUGCUUUUCCUGCAGCUCUGUGCAGAGGGGAGGAUGAACGAAAUUCUUCCUGAUGGUGCUUGCUUCUCUUAACCACAGCUAGAAGUCCCUGAACUGCUUUCUGCAGAGCUGCGUCAUCUUGUUGAAAUCAUCCAAGGAUAAGAUGCAGCUUCUCUUUAGAAAGAGCUUCCUGAGAAGCGUUUAAUUUGCUAUUUCUUAAGGUCCUUCCAAAGAGGCUUGUAAGAGAAGGCUUUAAUCCAGCUUCUGGGAGAAUUAACACUGCAUGUGAAUGAGAGCAGGGGGAGGGUGAGGCUUGGUGGAUUGUUGGGGUUUAUUUCAUUAGACGUAAAGCUUAAUCUAGUUUGAACUUCAAAUCUGGUUUGUCUCUGAUAUGUGACAAUUGAUCAAAACACGGGGAGUAGUUCUUGACACUGGCAGUUCAGGUGCCAUAUGUUUCUGAAGGCUGAAAUGAAGUUGUAUAAUCGCUGGCUUUUCAAAGGGAUUUGGUAGAUAAAGUUGAAUGGAUUCUAGUGUACAUAGUGGAUGGAAAUGAACGAUUCCGUUGGUCUUGGAACUGCGUUAAUCUGUAACAGCUGUAAAAUGUUGAGUACAUCAUACGGGUGGUGAACAGAGGAGAACUUACCUUCAAGCUAGCAAGAUUAUUUUGUGGAGUGUCUCCUUGGUUCUGAUUAAAUCUGAUCUGUCAUUUAUUUUGUACUUAAAUCCUUUCACGUAAACCCGAAAUCUCAGAAAUCAUGAGUAGCUUCAGCAAUGAAGAAUUUGAAUUCACCUUUCUUGACGAAGGCUUCACUGCCAAGGAUAUCCUUGACCAAAAAAUAAAUGAAGUGUCAUCUUCUGAUGAUAAAGACGCCUUCUAUGUUGCUGAUCUUGGAGAUAUUGUAAAGAAGCACAUGCGAUGGCAUAAAGCCCUUCCUCGCGUAACCCCCUUUUAUGCCGUAAAAUGUAACGACAGCAAAGCUGUAGUGAAGACACUUGCUGUUCUUGGUGCAGGAUUUGAUUGUGCCAGUAAGACGGAAAUACAGCUGGUACAGAGCAUCGGUGUACCUCCUGAGCGAAUAAUCUAUGCAAAUCCCUGUAAACAAGUAUCUCAAAUCAAACAUGCUGCCAGCAGUGGUGUACAGAUGAUGACAUUUGAUAGUGAAGUAGAACUAAUGAAAGUUGCAAGGGCCCAUCCAAAAGCCAAGUUAGUCUUGCGUAUUACAACUGAUGACUCCAAAGCAGUUUGUCGUCUGAGUGUUAAAUUUGGAGCUACACUCAAGACGAGCAGGCUUCUUCUGGAGCGUGCGAAAGAACUUGACCUUGCCAUCAUUGGAGUUAGUUUCCAUGUUGGAAGUGGAUGUACAGACCCAGAGACCUUUGUUCAAGCCAUUUCUGAUGCCCGCUGUGUGUUUGAUAUGGGAGCUGAACUCGGCUUCAAUAUGUAUCUGCUUGAUAUUGGUGGUGGCUUCCCUGGCUCUGAAGAUGUCAAGCUUAAAUUUGAAGAGAUCACAAGUGUAAUCAAUCCAGCACUGGAUAAAUACUUUCCUUUGGAUUCUGGAAUAAAUAUUAUUGCAGAGCCAGGAAGAUACUAUGUUGCAUCAGCAUUCACGUUGGCAGUCAACAUCAUUGCAAAAAAAAUUGUAUUAAAGGAGCAAACAGGUUCUGAUGAUGAAGAUGAUGUAAAUGACAAAACUCUUAUGUACUAUGUGAAUGAUGGAGUCUAUGGAUCAUUCAACUGCAUCUUGUAUGAUCACGCACAUGUUAAACCAGUUCUGCAAAAGCGGCCUAAACCAGAUGACAGCUGCUAUUCCUGCAGCAUAUGGGGACCAACAUGUGAUGGCCUAGAUCGUAUUGUUGAGCGUUUUAAUAUGCCAGAGUUGCAAGUUGGUGACUGGAUCCUGUUUGAAAACAUGGGUGCCUAUACUGUUGCAGCAGCUUCUACUUUCAAUGGAUUCCAGAGGCCAACAAUACACUAUGUGAUGUCAAGACCAGCAUGGCAACUAAUGCAGCAGAUCAAGGAGCAAGGGUUCCUAGCUGAAGUGGAGGAGCAGGAUGUUGCUAGUCUGCCACUCUCUUGUGCCUGGGAAAGCGGAAUUGAAUAUCCAGCAACUUGUGCUUCAGCUAGUAUUAAUGUAUAGGUAAUAUUUAGUAAUUAACUGCAAGGUUAGUCAUGGAAUUUAGGGCAUUUGGGGGACCAUUAACUUAAUUCGCUAGAAUUUUUAAGUGGUUUUUUUAAAGUUUAGGUUUGGCAUAAAUGCAACAAAAAUGACUAGGAGAUGGGUCACAAUUAUCUGUGUUCCUAUGGAAACUAUUUGAAUAUUGUUUUAUAUGGAUUUUUAUUCACUUUUCAUGUAUGCUACUAAAGACUGACCCUCAACUGUCAAACAAGUAUUUGUAGCUUGUGUAUGGCAGAACGGGCUAAGCGUAGUGUUUUGUGA